AUGAAAAUCCUGCAUUUUCUCACUUUACUGCUUUGGCAUUUGACUUGGCUGUCUCUGGAUCUAGUUCCUGGAGCGCUGAGUAAUUCUGAAGCAGGCCAGAGUAAUCCAGGAUCUAAACUAGGUUUUUUAAAAGCAGAAGGAAAAGAGAGGAGUCCCUCAGCACGGGCAGGUACACUGAGGACUGCAAGCCAUGGAUAUAGUACUGGGACCUCAAAGGCUAGGACUAAAAGCAGUGCUGUUCAGGCUGGAGCUCUGCUGGCCAAGAACGAUGAAUCAAAGAAGGUUCUCUCAAGAACAGCAGCCACGGAGGGCAAGGUAGGACAUCUCCCCAGCAGACCUUCUGGAGUAAGGACAGUGACUCCAAAGGUUCAAAAUCUUAGCAGCAAGGUGGCUUUGAAAAAAACUGGCACAAGCAGUACUGACACUGAUUCUUCCAAAACCAAAAAGACUAAAGAGCCUGUAACCCAGCGGGAAACUAAGGAAACUUUCAGACAUCCCCCUAUAACGCCACAUGAAUACAUGCUCUCUUUGUACAGGACUCUCUCAGAUGCAGAAAGAAAAGGUGUUAAUGGAAGUGUAAAACUGGAGGCUGGACUUGCCAAUACAAUAACCAGCUUUAUAGACAAAGGACAAGACGAGCGAGCGCCAACUAUAAGAAAACAAAAAUAUAUUUUUGACAUCAGUGCAUUAGAAAAAGAUGGUUUGCUGGGAGCAGAGCUUCGAAUAUUGAGGAAAAAGCCUUCUGAUACGUGGAAGUCUCAUUCUUCUGGAAAAACUUCCCAAGUGAAAUUGUUUAGUUGCUCUACAAACAGACAAGCAGCAACACUCCUGGACUCUCGUACUGUCAGUAUCACAGAUACACCAAAGUGGGAGGUGUUUGACAUCUGGAAGCUUUUCAGGAACUUUAAAAACUUGGUUAACUUGUGUUUUGAACUGGAAACUUUUGACAGGGGGAGAGCUGUUGAUCUCCGGAGUGUGGGAUUUAAUAGAACAGGAAGACAGGUCAAUGAAAAGGCUCUCUUCUUGGUAUUUGGGAGGACGAAAAAAAGAGACUUAUUCUUCAAUGAAAUCAAAGCUAGAUCCGGCCAAGAUGACAAAACUGUUUAUGAGUACUUAUUCAAUCAGAGGCGGAAGAGAAGAGCUCCGCUAGCAACACGGCAAGGGAAGAGGCCCACUAAGAAUCUGAAGGCAAGGUGUAGCAGAAAAGCCCUCCACGUGAAUUUUAAGGAUAUGGGCUGGGAUGACUGGAUAAUAGCCCCUCUAGAGUAUGAAGCGUAUCACUGCGAAGGGCUUUGUGAAUUCCCCCUUCGAUCCCACCUGGAGCCCACCAAUCACGCAGUUAUCCAAACAUUAAUGAACUCAAUGGACCCAGAAUCGACACCCCCGACUUGCUGUGUCCCAACCAGGCUGAGUCCUAUUAGCAUUCUUUUCAUUGACUCUGCAAACAACGUGGUCUACAAGCAGUAUGAGGACAUGGUGGUGGAGUCGUGUGGUUGUAGGUAGCAGAACAGUUGCUCACGUGAAUAUGUUAUGAAAGGUAAUACAACACAUUGAACAUAACCUUUCCUCCAACAAGGUUAACUAGA
This is a messenger RNA of Gymnogyps californianus (California condor), 1586 nucleotides long. It is a transcript of the gene GDF5, whose product is annotated as growth differentiation factor 5. Gene Ontology annotation, cellular component: extracellular region. The record is from RefSeq and is a predicted model, not a curated record. Gene Ontology annotation, biological process: SMAD protein signal transduction; BMP signaling pathway. Gene Ontology annotation, molecular function: cytokine activity; growth factor activity. The transcript is spliced from 2 exons. NCBI's taxonomy places the organism in Eukaryota, Metazoa, Chordata, Aves, Accipitriformes, Cathartidae. The coding region runs from base 1 to 1503 and encodes 500 amino acids.